AUGGCCGAGCAGAACGAGUACCUCAUCGCCGUCGGCAAGGGCGCCAUCGCGGACCUGUGGGCCCAUCACGACAAGCCGGACGCCUUCAACCCAUCCAAGUUCUCCGAGUCGGACAUCAAGGUCUUCACCCGCAAAAGCGAGGACGCCGCUUGCCCCGAGGAUAUCGUCAAGGCAUCAUUUGUUCUUGAGGGUACUUCCACCAACCACGUGCUCGCACUCGUUCUGCCCUGGAUGUCCUAUCGUCUCGAGUGGGACGAUUUGUUGUCGGGCGCCGAAGUGGUCCAAGAGCUGACGCCUUCGAUGAAGGUCGUCCACCACCUUACCCGAAAGAGGAUGCCUCUCAGCGCCCGUGAUUCAAUCGACGUCGUCGCCAUUGAUGCUCGCUCCGAUACCGUCAUCGCCGCCGCACGCUCGGUGAACUUGGACAGUGUCCCCGAGGUGAAGGACCACGUGCGCACCAGCCAACAUCUCGGCGGCUACGUCAUCAAGGAUUUAGGCGAGGGGAAAAUCCAAUUCGAGAUGUACUUCCACGGUGACCUGAAGAUCGGAGGGAUCUCGCUCGUCAAAAGCCUAAUCGAAACGAUCAAGCCGAAAAUCAUGGUGGAUUUGGCGAAGAAUCUGCGCAAGUCUAUCAAGAAGGUGCCCGUGCUGCCGGCCGAUAUGGAGUCUACCCUCAUCUACACUGACCUGGUUGUUGAAGCUAAU
Messenger RNA from Mesorhabditis spiculigera, 705 nucleotides. NCBI's taxonomy places the organism in Eukaryota, Metazoa, Nematoda, Chromadorea, Rhabditida, Rhabditidae. The record is from the annotation of a GenBank genome assembly.